GACAAUUCUUAUUCUUUCCAGAUUUGGUGGACCAGCACAAUGAGAGCUCAGAGGGGAUUCACCUUACUCCUGCUUCUCCUGGCUGUCCUCUGUUCCACAGGUGUUAGCCUCAAAUGCUACAACUGUUUAGACCCGGUUUCUUCAUGCAAAACAAACAGCACUUGCUCUCCUAACCUGGAUGCUUGUCUUGUUGCUGUAUCUGGAAAGCAAGUCUAUCAGCAGUGUUGGAGAUUUUUGGAUUGUAAUGCCAAGUUCAUUUUGAGCCGACUAGAAAUCGCAAACGUACAAUACAGAUGCUGCCAGGCGGACUUGUGUAACAAAAGCCUCGAAGACAAGCCAAACAAUGGGGCAACCUCCCUAUUGGGCAAGAUAGCGUUGCUGGUGACCUCGGUUCUGGCGGCCAUUUUGAAGCCUUGUUUCUAAAUCAUCUCUAAGCUCCCAAUGCCUCCUUUCUUUUUUUUCCUUCUUUUUCUUCUUCUUCAGCACUCUAAAGCCUUUAUUAUUUUCCAACUUAUAUUCGUUUAGGAAACAAUAUAGUUCACUUGAAAUCUUGGAUAAGAGGGAGGGUUGUAAGCAGCACGGAAGAGCACCGUGCACAUAGGGAAGGCCCACCUGCAGGUACAGAGUGAAGUGCGUGGGUAAAACACUUAACAGGUUAUGUAAUCUUCCUUUGCCACUUCGGAGGGCUGGCUUUCAGUUUCAGCUUAAAUGGGUUUCUGGCAACCCUCAGGGAUAUCUCUUUGGUUCCCGGAAUGUAGCUGAGGAGUGAGGUCAGAAAGUACCUUUAAGUGAGUGGACCAGGAGGAUUCUCUUCAUUACUCUGACACACUCAAAACGCUUUCAUAACUUUUACAGGUCCUGAGCUGGUGUGCAAAUGUUCCAUAUGUGAGCUGUCAGUCAGGGGCGCUGAUUGUUCGUUUGCUUAAAAAUAACAACAAAAACAAAAACAACAGCAAAACAGUUCUGGGAAUGAAACCCAGUGCAUUGAGCAUGUAGGCAAGUGCUUUACCCAUAAGCCCCAGCUCCAGCUCCAGCAGUGAAUGAAGCAGCUGCGUUUUCAGCUAGAAAACGUAGGGAUUUGACCUACAUUUCAACAAGACCUCUGAACUAGAUGUGAUGAUUCUUGCUUUAGUAUGUUUAGCAUCUCAGUGCUCUGGAGGCAGAGACAGGAGGAGGGCCAUAAGUUGAAGGCCAGCCUGACCUUCACAGUGGUCUCCAAGUCACCUAAAACUAUAUAGUAAGACCUUGCCUCAAAUGAAAAACAAAAUGGCGAGUAGUGGUGCAUGCCUUUAAUACCAGCACUUGGGAGUAGAAGCAGAUGGAUCUCCGUGAGGUCAAAGCCAGCCAGUUCCCGGACAGCCAAGGCUAUACAGAGAAAGCCUGUCUAUACAUACAUACAUACAUACAUACAUACAUACAUACAUACAUAGAAAAGAAAAACCUCAAAACAACAAUAACAACAAAACAAAAAAGAAAGGAAACACACAAAACGUCUGUUCUUGUAGAAGUGUGGCUCUAACCUGAAUUAUCCCACAUCUCUGAAUAUUGCCUGGGCUUUGCUAGCUUUUACUAGAAAACUGUAAUGGCCAACAUUUUUUCGAUCUUGAAAAAGCAGUUUAUCUUGACUGUCUUCCACAUAAUGGAAUAAUAAACACUAUGCUAUAGGACA
This is a messenger RNA of Rattus rattus (black rat), 1669 nucleotides long. It is a transcript of the gene Cd59, whose product is annotated as CD59 molecule (CD59 blood group). Gene Ontology annotation, biological process: negative regulation of activation of membrane attack complex. Bases 40 to 423 code for a protein of 127 amino acids. Gene Ontology annotation, cellular component: plasma membrane. NCBI's taxonomy places the organism in Eukaryota, Metazoa, Chordata, Mammalia, Rodentia, Muridae. The record is from RefSeq and is a predicted model, not a curated record. The transcript has 3 exons. Gene Ontology annotation, molecular function: complement binding.